Rotaria sp. Silwood2 is the source of this 270-nucleotide messenger RNA. The record is from the annotation of a GenBank genome assembly. NCBI's taxonomy places the organism in Eukaryota, Metazoa, Rotifera, Eurotatoria, Philodinida, Philodinidae.
AUGAUUGUCUGUUAUCGACGAUUAUUUUCUGCUUUAACAAAAAAUCAUAAUCAAGCAUUUUUAAUCAAUGUAGCAUCAUAUCGUAUUAAUCCUAUUGAAACAAAUAAUCAAAUAACAGUACCACAUUCAAUGAUAAAAAAUAUUGAACGACAACGAGCUAAGAAAAUCUAUAAAAAAGAACAAGAAGAAGAUCCACCUGGAGAUCGAUCACAAUCACCAGUAAUUGCUUGUAAACGUUCUGAGUUUAAUCAUUAUCCAGGUAAUCUAUAG